Messenger RNA from Monomorium pharaonis (pharaoh ant), 2939 nucleotides. RefSeq names its product two pore potassium channel protein sup-9 (gene Task7). The coding region runs from base 338 to 1351 and encodes 337 amino acids. The transcript is spliced from 5 exons. Gene Ontology annotation, biological process: potassium ion transmembrane transport; stabilization of membrane potential. Gene Ontology annotation, cellular component: membrane. Gene Ontology annotation, molecular function: potassium ion leak channel activity. The record is from RefSeq and is a predicted model, not a curated record. Lineage: Eukaryota; Metazoa; Arthropoda; Insecta; Hymenoptera; Formicidae.
UUCAAUGGUUUGCGAUCAAUACUUGGGACGAACAGCGUGCAACGAAUGUUGUCUCGCGAGUACUGUGCAUACUUUUGUGGCGUCUUCAGUUCUCUGACGCUCAGAGUGUUCCAUCUGAUAUACAAUAUAUCUUUUCUGCAUGUAUAUUCAUUUUUCCGUUGCAAAAUCCAUAUUUAUUUAUAUGCUGUGUAUAAAAUACUGCCCUGUAUAAAUGCUGCGUCUUGCGAGGAACGUUAUUGUCAGGGGAAAUAUUGGGAAACUCGUUGACAGUGUGAUCGCUGAAUUUUUCAUCUUGCAGCGCGCCUAGGUGCGCAAUAUUUUUACAAGGACGGCAAAGAUGAAGAGACAAAAUGUCAGAACUCUGUCGUUGGUAGUAUGCACAUUUACAUAUCUACUUGUUGGCGCCGCGGUAUUUGAUGCCCUUGAAUCGGACACUGAGAGAAAACGCUGGGAAUUUCUCUCGGAGAUACGCAAUAAUUUUAUAAAAAAGUACAAUAUUACGCCAGAGGACUACAAAAUGGUCGAAAUUGUUAUAAUGGAGAACAAACCACAUAAAGCGGGGCCGCAGUGGAAAUUCGCGGGUGCCUUCUAUUUUGCCACUUUAGUAUUAGCCAUGAUUGGUUACGGGCAUUCCACUCCUGUGACCAAAUCUGGGAAGGCGUUUUGUAUGAUAUACGCAAUGGUGGGAAUUCCUUUAGGAUUGGUAAUGUUCCAAAGCAUAGGCGAGCGAUUGAAUAAAUUUGCAUCAGUCGUGAUUAGACGAGCAAAGACAUAUCUCAGGUGUCAAAGAACCGAGGCUACAGAGAUGAAUCUCAUGUUAGCGACCGGUUUACUUUCAAGUAUAAUUAUUACGACAGGUGCUGCUGUGUUUUCCAGAUACGAGGGCUGGAGUUACUUUGAUAGUUUUUAUUAUUGUUUUGUAACGCUCACGACUAUAGGUUUUGGUGAUUAUGUCGCUCUCCAGAAUGAUAAAGCUCUUUCCAAUAAACCUGGAUAUGUGAUUUUGAGUUUAGUCUUCAUCCUGUUUGGUUUGGCUAUAGUCGCUGCCAGUAUUAAUUUACUCGUAUUGCGCUUCAUGACAACGGAUUCCGGUGAGGCGCAUCGGGAUGACACCGAGCUGCAAUCUGCUUCGCAUCAUGUUUUGACAUUAGAUGGCGAGGUUGUAGCGGUAAAUGGAAAGCUUCUGGCUGGCCAUGUGCCUAUUAUGCAUGACACGGACGAUUGUGUGAGCGUAUGCUCCUGCACUUGUUUAGGUCUAGCUAAUUCUGAGCUGCUAGAUCCUUCCGGGUAUCAGGGUUACCGACCACCCCCGACUUCAGCCAGUUUCCGGGUGAAACGCGCGUCCGUCUGAUGGAGAGAGUUUCGUCGUCGUAGUUUACGUCGCCGAUUUUUUAAGGCCGACAGCCGAGAAUUGCUCGACAUCGAUGUUUAAAAUUGCUGAUUCCCCGCACAAAACUCCUCAUAAGAGAAUACCGCGCACUGUGAUACAUCCACGAAAAACAAUUUAUAACGUUUGGUAAAGAUUUUCACACUUUGUGUGGAAAGUAAAACUUAAAGAACUGCAAUUUAAAAAAGUAUUUGAUGUUUGAUACGUGUGAUACGUGUCAGAACUCUGAUUGUUGAUUGUUCUACGAAUUCUGGCUAAAGCCUGAAGAGGGAUAAGAGAUAUUUGAAUAAUGCAUUUUUGCUGCAUUUCCUAACAUUACAUUGACACGUAUUCCUGGACAAGUUGAUGCAUUUUGAUAAUUAAUGUUGCUUGACUUUAUGGACAAUGGAAAUAUCCAAAAGGGGGAGGAGGAUUUAGAGAGUUUAAGCCCCUUUCGAAAUUUAUUUUAUAUUUUUUAUUUUUAAUUAUAAAAUACAAUUUUACUUUUAAUUAUGAGCACAGUUUUUCGCAUUAUGUAAAAUAUUAUUUUCUCUUUAUUAAUUCAAAAAAGCAAUGCAUUAACACACAAAAAUUACUGAUGUAUAUGUUAACAAAAUUGACAAAAACCUCCCUCAAAAAAGAAUUCUAGGUUUGCCCAUGCUUAUCUGUAUUGAUUGAAUGUUGGAUGUUACAUGGAUGUUGUACAUAUAACGUGUUACGCUCGAUUUGUCAAGUGAAUAUGACAAGUGAUAUCAUAAUAAUCGUGUCAAUCGGUAAACAGAAAUAUAAAGUGCCGAUUACUUGAAUACCUAAAUAAUAUUUAAAAAAUGGUGUAUUUAAUUAAACCUCAAAAAGAACAACAAGUUAUUGAAUCACGAAUUAUCCAGAAGAAGAAGAUAAUGGCGCAUUUAUAUAUCAUUGCCAAUUAUUAUCAAUGUUGCAUUAGCAUUAGCAUAUAAAAUAUGUGCAUAUAUGCAAAGUGAAGUUGAAGUAUAGAUUGCUUUAGUAAGCUAGAGGUUUUCACAUUUAACAGGGUUGGAUUAGCGUUAUCGCUGUCAUUAUUUUCAUUAUGUAAAAGUUUUUCUUAUUUUUGUUACAAUUAUUAUUUUAUUUUUGUAUUUAUUAUUUAUCUGAGACAAUAUAGUAUUCGGAGUUAUUUUAUAUAGAUUUGUGUUUGCCAAUUAGAAAAUAUUUUUAAGUACACAGAAUAUAAAUUUGAACUCAUUCAAAGUGAAAUAUAUUGUGUUUUGCUGUUAAACAUUUGAGAACCUCUAGUCUAACAGGGCUCGUAUUAUGUCGCAAAAGUUAUACACAGAUAUGAAUAUAAGUACGAUAGAACAAUAGUAUAGAUAUUACCAGCGUAAUAUUAUAUACAUAUUUCCAUAUUUAUAUUUGUAAAAAUUUUGCCUCACGGUGAAAUUUGACGUGGUCACUUGCGUAACCAGAUCAGAAGUAGAUAAGCAUAAAUGUAUCAUGACUAUUUUUUAAAACAUUUACAGAAUAAAAUAAAGAAUGCUAAAAAUACCCGGAAAGACUGAUAGCUUAAGUUACAUCCAGCAUAAUUGCUGCUUGU